Messenger RNA from Psilocybe cubensis, 930 nucleotides. RefSeq lists its product as uncharacterized. The transcript has 4 exons. The record is from RefSeq and is a predicted model, not a curated record. Lineage: Eukaryota; Fungi; Basidiomycota; Agaricomycetes; Agaricales; Agrocybaceae. The coding region runs from base 1 to 930 and encodes 309 amino acids.
AUGGACACUACAUCUAACACUCAGCAUCAAUGGCAACUGACACUAAAAAAAAUUAUAACCAAGUUCAUUCAAGACCUCGAAUACCAGCCAAUAGAUCCAAUACCAGAUUCAAAUGCCACCUAUCAAGCAGUCAAAUUGGAGUUUUCGACCCGAUAUGAUAACGGCCAGGAAUGGUAUCACCAGACGUAUCGGACUGCAGUCACUAUGGCAGAGUGGAAACAUAGCUUUCUUACCCUGACCACACCCCCGAAAUUCGAAUGGAAAUCGCUCGACUCACCUGGUAAGAGCCGUUUCCUCCUUGGACAGUUCGCAGGGAUAACUCAACGCACUUCAAAAAUUAUCAGCUUCUUACUUCACGUAGACGACCUCGGAAAGGAGUUCAGCUCGCUGGAAAACCUCCAGCUGAAUAUCCUCUUGGGAGACAGCACAGAGGGUGCUUUCAAUGAGGCAUUCCGAAAACACCUUAUCGGGUUUUACCAAUUUUAUGACCCAAUCCCCGCCAACGCGAUCACCUUAUCCGCCAUGGACUGCAUUAACGGCAUGCUACUUGAGCAAAGAGACGCUAUCCGUGAUAUCAAGCUUUCCGACUCGGCGCGCUCGUGGCCAAACUAUCUGCGCAACAAGACGGGGUGCUCGGAGGCAUAUGCGUUCAUGCUCUUUCCCAAGGCAAUAAAACUUGACCUUAAAUUUUACAAAGAAUACCUCGGAGGGGAAAGAGAUACAUACGUCUUCUUGCGUGCUCGCAUCGCCGACAAGCCAUUGAAUGAGACGCUACGAGAUGUAGUAUCUGAGUCGUUAGCUGCACAUGCAAGGGUCUCAAAGGCCUUACAGCAUACAUGUGCAAUUUCGACCUGGAAGCAGUUUGUCAAUGGAUACCUUGGAUUUCAUUUUACACUGGCGCGCUACCGCCUGAGUGAACUCGGAUUCUAG